ACCCGGGAGGGUCUUGGUGGCAACCCAAGUCCUCACAAAAAACUGCAGCUUUGGGGUGAAAUCUGUUUUCUGGGACUUAAGGGUGUGCUAGGUUAGCCAGCAGCUGGUUCCUGAACCAGGAAGCUGGGCUGAUGGACUGGGCAAAAGGGAAAGAAUGGAUAGAACAUUGGGAAGAACCAGGAUGAACAAGCCUCUGCUCCCUGCCUGGGUCCUUCAUUCUCCUUUGGUCUCCCCGGCUCCUGGGCAUCCUGGGGAGAAGGAAGGAGCUGAGGGUCUGCUCCCCAGGGCAGAGGUUUUCAUGGGCAGAUGAGCUGACUGGUUGGGGAAGGUGGGGCUGAACUCUGGUUUCUGGGGGGAUUGGGAGGACAGUUGAUGGGACCUGGCUGGGAGGCAGUGGGGGCUGGAAAGUGCAGCUGCACCCUGCUCUGCCUGAUCUUUCAUGGGCAGGUCACUUCUGUGCCUGUCCCACUGUUUGUCAGGAGGGUCAGGGGCACACUAUCUGCUGAGGCUAUACACAGGGCUCUGGUAAGCAGUGGGGCCAUUUGUGAGCCAUCAGUAGUAGAGGGUGCCAUCAGCAGGUGAGGGGAGCCGAGCUUUGGCUUGGCAUCCGCAGGUGCCUGUUAAGCCCUGGUCUGGCUGUCUGACCUUGGGCUCUUCCCUUCCUCAGACCUUGGACUCCUCAUUGCAACACAGUUACCCAGCUGGGUGUCUAUGGGAGUCAGAUGGGAAUAAUGUAAAUGUUCUGCAUGAUGGUUGUGCAUACCCCAUGCUUUGUCCUUUCUACAGGGUCAACUGUCAUCUGUCUGGGUGUCUGGCUUUGUGGGACGGUGCAGAGCCCACUCUGUCCUGUGGCCUUGCCAACAUUCCACUGACCCCUGAGACGCAGCGGGACCAGGAGCGGCGGAUUCGGCGGGAGAUCGCCAACAGCAACGAGCGGAGGCGCAUGCAGAGCAUCAACGCGGGCUUCCAGUCCCUCAAGACCCUCAUCCCCCACACAGACGGAGAGAAGCUCAGCAAGGCAGCCAUUCUCCAGCAGACGGCGGAGUACAUCUUCUCCCUGGAGCAGGAGAAGACCAGGCUCCUGCAGCAGAACACACAGCUCAAGCGCUUUAUCCAGGAGCUGAGCGGCUCAUCCCCCAAGCGGCGGCGGGCAGAGGACAAGGAUGAGGGCAUCGGCUCGCCGGACAUCUGGGAAGACGAGAAGGCAGAGGAUCUGCGUCGGGAGAUGAUCGAGCUCCGGCAGCAGCUGGACAAGGAGCGCUCGGUGCGCAUGAUGCUGGAGGAGCAGGUGCGCUCGCUGGAGGCCCACAUGUACCCAGAAAAGCUCAAGGUGAUUGCACAGCAGGUGCAGCUGCAGCAGCAGCAGGAGCAGGUGCGGCUGCUGCACCAGGAGAAACUGGAGCGGGAACAGCAGCACCUGCGGACCCAGCUGCUGCCCCCCCCGGCCCCUACCCACCACCCCACAGUGAUCGUGCCGGCACCACCCCCUCCCUCCCACCACAUCAACGUCGUCACCAUGGGCCCCUCCUCGGUCAUCAACUCUGUUUCCACGUCCCGGCAAAAUCUGGACACCAUCGUGCAGGCGAUCCAGCACAUCGAGGGCACCCAGGAAAGGCAGGAGCAGGAGGAGGAACAGCGACGAGCCGUCAUCGUGAAGCCAGGCCGCAGCUGCCCGGAGGCCCACGCCUCUGACACUGCCUCCGAUUCGGAGGCCUCGGACAGCGACGCCAUGGACCAGAGCCGGGAGGAGCCAGCAGGGAAUGGGGGGCUUCCCUGACCACCCCCCAGCCCUCCUCUCCCCUCUUGGAGCUGGAGGGGGCCGGGGGGCAGCUACAGGGAGCAAACGCAGGUGAACGAGUGAGGAAUUUUUACAAAAUUACAACGUCAUUUGGGUCUCUUUUAUGACCUCUUUUUCAAUACUGUAAAUCGACCUUUGAGUGAAGCCACCCGACCUGAGGUCCCCGGGGGCUGGGGUGGCAGGGGCAUGUUGAGCACCGGGACACCUGGGGCUGGGCCUCGCCCCGGAGGCUGGGGGAAGCUGACACAGGUGCCUGGCCUCUCUCCGCCAAAAAGCAUUUUUUCAUUUAAACAUGUUUUUAAGAACAGGGAAAAAUCAAACAAAACCCCAAGGUAUGCUGCCCUCCCCAGAGCCAGCCCUAGACCGGCAGUUUCUGACUCCUUCCCUCCUCUUUUUGUUUUUUUCCUUUCUCCUUUAAGCACUUACAUGGGUUGGGGGUCUGGCUGGGUCGGAGCUCUCUGGGGACCCCGGGGGUCUACGUUGCUUCUCGGUUGGGGUUUGCUGCUGCCCUUCUCCCCUCCCCUCCCGGCCUCGGCUCAGCUCGAGGAUUUCCCCACCACCACCCAGCCCCACCCCUCCCUCCAGGUUUCCCAUCUUCCACCCCAAAAAUGUCUUUGUCUCUCUCUUUUUGUUGUUUGUUGUUGGUUCCUUUUGGUUUUGGUUUUUUAUCUUUUUGUUUUGUUUUUGUUUUGUUUUUGUUUUGUUUUUUUUAUUUUUGUUUUUUUUUUUUUAAACAAUUUUGAGGUCUUUGUGUUCAAGGAGAAGCUAUUAUAUUUUGUUAAGAAAGUGGGGGGAAAAACCAAGAGGCCACCGUGCCUUUAUAAAGAAACAAAAUAAAGUUUGUACUUUGUUUUUUA
Molecule: messenger RNA, 2655 nt
Organism: Felis catus (domestic cat)
Lineage: Eukaryota; Metazoa; Chordata; Mammalia; Carnivora; Felidae
Gene: TFAP4
Product: transcription factor AP-4
Exons: 7
Coding region: 767-1777 (336 amino acids)
Biological process (GO): regulation of transcription by RNA polymerase II
Cellular component (GO): nucleus
Molecular function (GO): protein dimerization activity; RNA polymerase II cis-regulatory region sequence-specific DNA binding; DNA-binding transcription factor activity, RNA polymerase II-specific
Source: RefSeq, a predicted model, not a curated record